AUGCGCGUAACUCGUGCAGCUUUGCGAGCUCAGGUUCAAGAAGAACCCCAAGCGCAACUUAUCCACGAGGAUGCCGACGCGGAUUCCUUCCACACCUCAGCUGACAGCAACGCGAACGCGGAGGACUUGAGUCGGCAACCUUUGAAAGAUAUCACCACCGAGACUAACCCGCCGGGUCACGAAGAUCCUUUUACCGACGAGUCAACGUUAUCGCUCAAGAAGGCUAAGGGCAAGAAGAAAAGUAGACAGCCGAAGAAAGAGACGGUCGAGGCAAACGAUACUGCCCACGAGGAACUUUUGCCUGACGUGGGAGACACACCGGCAGAAACCCACGCAGCCCUCGACUCAAAUUCCACACCGCACCACGUUCCGGUUGAGGCUCCAAAGACCCCCAAAUUCAACCCAGCCAUCCACAAGCCGGUAGAAGGAAUAGCAGCUUCGGCUGACGACGCCGUUGAGGACUCGUUUGUUGAGAAAAUCACCUCGAGAACCCCAGGCAGGAUGCUCUCGUCUGAAGGGGAGAGUAAAUCGCCCGACUCCCUCGUCGAACGGAUCACGUCGCGAACAGCACGAAUUGAAGACUCGGUCGAGGCUAUUGACGCGUUGGAAGAUGCAAUCGAAAAGAUUGCUGAGACACUCCCGGCCUUGGAAGAUCUGAAGAUGGAGUCCCCAGUCAAGUCUAGGAAGAACAGCCCCGCUCGUAUCAACCUUCCAUCAGAGGGCCCUGCUUUGAGGUCAGCCAAGAAGGCCGGGGCAAGCCCAGCACGAACGCAGCGUGAGUUACUUGCAAAGCCACGAACCGCACCUAAAGCUAGCGAUCGACCAAAGCCUCUCGUUUCGCGACAGUCGUCUGUCAAAUCUACCGCCAAACCCGCUGUCGCUGCGAAGCCAGCCAGGAAACCGAUCCCUGACGGACACAAACCUCGACCGACUCCUGCUCAACCUGCACCACCCUCGCUCUCCUUCUCGACCUCCCCAGCUAAGAGCUUGCCAAACACCACCAAGAAGCGCGUUCCUAGUGAGAAUCUGUCAACCAGCAAGCCACCCUUUGUCCCCGCCAAAUCCAGCAAACCACCGACCAAGCCAACGUUUCAACUACCAGGAGAGGCCAUUUCCGCCAAGUUGAAAGCACACCGUGAAGAGCGGCUCAAACGUGAAGAAGAAGCCGAGAAGGAAAAGAAGGUUUUCAAGGCCCGUCCUGUGCCUGCCAAAGUAGCUCGACCUAGUGUCGUCCCACGAGAGAACAAGGCCAGUCAAGCAAGGAUGAGUAUCUACGCCAACGGAAUCAACAAGGAGAAUGUUGCCCCCAAGCCCGCUACUGUUUCGCAGCCAAAACCACGUCCCGUAUCGCUGGAUGCAAAACCUAAAGCGGCAGAUUCAACCGCCACAAAAGCGAACUCCAGCGUUCGACGUACCACCACCACGACCACCACGACCCCCUCAGCCGCGGCACAGAAGCCACGUGUCUCGUCCCUGAUACUGACAACCGGUCAAAAGUCCGCCAUCACCAAGGACGAUGUCGUCCACCAGAAAGCUAAAGGCAAAGAGGUCUUUGGCCGCACCAAAGCCGAACUGGAACGCGCGGAGAAAGAACGACGGGAGAAGGAAGAGGCCACCCGGAAGGCGAGGGCGGCGGCCGCAGAGAGAGGGCGGCAGGCCAGUCGCGAGUGGGCAGAAAAACAGAAGAAGAAGAUCGCCCAGCAGGCACAGGCUAAGAUUCUGGCGGCCAAGGCAAGCGAGGGUAUUGAGCAGCAGGUGGGAGCAAGUGAUGAUGCUACUGGCACGGGCACGGUGGCCGCUGCUUCAUAG
Messenger RNA from Cladophialophora carrionii CBS 160.54, 1809 nucleotides. RefSeq lists its product as uncharacterized. The record is from RefSeq and is a predicted model, not a curated record. Bases 1 to 1809 code for a protein of 602 amino acids. The transcript has a single exon. NCBI's taxonomy places the organism in Eukaryota, Fungi, Ascomycota, Eurotiomycetes, Chaetothyriales, Herpotrichiellaceae.